UAUUACGCAAUCGAGUCCCGACAUUGGCGAUGAUCAUCGAAUUACCAUACGAACCGCGAUCGACCACAGUUUCGCGUGAUUCUUCCUCGCGAAGAAGCACGUUCCUAGCAGCAAUAGUAAAGAGUCUAGCCGAUUCAUAGCUCUGUGCAUAGUUACGGAUCCUGAGCUCUCGUCUUCUCCCGUUACCAUUUCGCAAUCGAAUCAUUUAGAGGACAAAGGAUCGUCGCGUUGUUCAUGGAUCAUGGACUCGAGCGUCUAUCGUUUCCGUUCUUUUCGACUCACAACGAGCAAACGAAAUCGCGUCGGUGGCUAGACAACGUUUCGAAGAAUCGUCAAAAGGAACGGAUCAUCGGCUAUUUCACGAGAGAGCCCGACAGCGGCUUAAGGUGCCGAAAUAGAGUGCGUAUACGAGGCGGUAGGAAACCGUGCAGCAGCGCAGCCUGCUGCGAGGUCGACGAUUCGACGCUUGGACGCUCGGACUUGGAUCCCAGUUGUUGCCAGUACGCGAUUACGCAUUUAGUCGUCUAAGUGGAGGCACCCGCGAGUGCAACGACGAGUUACGAGCAGUUGUGUCUACCGAGAACACGAGUCUCAUUCCUGAUCGAGCGUACCGUCAUCGACGAUCCAAUGUCGUCGUAGUAGAGGUCGAUUCGGAUUUCGGACGGUGUAGAUUCGAGAACGGGUCGCGCUGGAGGCUCGGGAACACUUUGGAUGCAACAAGUGCAGAGUGCUGUACAAAGGAGUGGAGAGUGAAGAGCAGUCGAUGAAGAACAACGACACGGAGCUAUUCUUUGCGCGCUUUGUGUCACGUGCGCGUUUACUUAGUUGCUAAAAAUUAACGGGCAUAGUAACGAUUGUAGCAAGUUACGUUUAUCAUCAAACGUUAUUCUUGCAACGACGGUGGGACCACCAUUGUUCGUGAAGGAACCACGAUGCUCGUGGACGCCCUAUUAACACGAUACUUCGUACACAGAUAAAGACGUCGCGCUUGUACGGACCGUGUGUGUAUACGAAAAGAGUACGAGUUGGAAUAUCGUUUUUGUAUCUGUACCUCUCUUCUAUUUCCUUUUCUCCUUCUUGCUUUCGAUCAAUACAAACCGUUUACCAAAUCGGACAAUUUCUCUUCCAGACUUCCGCGCAAGCUUCUUGUUUGCUUGCGCGGAAAAUGAAUUUCACGAUUUGGGAAGCGAGGAAGGAAGGGUAGGAAGUGAGAUGAGAGAGAGAGAGAGAGAGAGAGAGAGUGAGUACAGAGGUGGAAGAUCGAUGCGAGUUUCAAACGACUUCCGGUUUUUCAGUUCGAUCGGAUCAAGCGAAAUAACGGGGAACGGAGAGAAAGAGAAAGAGAGAGAAAAGUCCUAUCUUUGGAAUGGAAGCAAAAGGAAACGAUUCUCGAGCGGAUAAUCUCGAUGCAAAUUCGUUUCUCUGGAUGGUCCAUAAAUCGGACGUCUCUCGAAUUUUGACGACGAGCUUCCUCGGUGUCGUACGAUUUAUCGCGGAUCGAUUACCAAAGAAAAUGAGCCUGGGCUACUUGCGAAUAAUAUCCGCGCUCCUAGUAAUCAUACUGCCCCGAUCGUUCACUUACGUUCUACUGUAUCCGCUUUUCAGAUUGGUAUUCGGCAAUUUGUACCCGGCGUAUGCUUCGUACAAAGCAGUAAGGACCAAGAAUGUAAAAGAAUACGUAAAAUGGAUGAUGUAUUGGAUCGUGUUUGCGUUAUUCACGUGCGCAGAAACUUUCACCGAUGUCUUCUUUAGCUUUUGGUUUCCAUUUUACUACGAGAUCAAGACUAUCCUCGUGAUCUGGCUUCUGAGUCCAGCUACCAAGGGCUCGAGUAUUCUUUACCGACGAUUCGUUCAUCCGGCUCUAAUUCGACGCGAGGCCGAGAUCGACGAUGCUCUGGCCCGCGCAACAGAGCAGGGCUACACGGCGGUGUUACACCUCGGCUCGAAGGGUGUCAACUAUGCUACCACGGUCCUUAUGCAAACCGCUAUCAAGGGAGGCGGUGGCCUGGUGCAGCAUUUAAAGAAGAGCUACAGUCUGAGCGACCUGACCGGCGAAAAGGAGGACGAGAAUAGAAACAUGGCCCAUAUGCACGACGAGACGGAUAUGGAAGUGGAGCCUCGUCGAAGGGAACACGCGGGAAGAAGAGGGUACAGUCCUCGUCGAACUCAAUCGACCAACAACCGAGUGGAGAUGUAUUUCUCCGAGGUGGACGUUGAUGUUAGACAAGCAAAAUCCAGGGAGUCCACGGCUAGCUUGACUAAUAUAAGAUCUUCGGACGACGUAUCCAGCGGAUAUAGCAGCGGGGAAGCGCUGCAGUCCACUCGUACGUCUCAAGCAGACUCGUUGGUUCGAACGUCCAGCGUCGGUGCAAGAACGCGCGCCAAGCCACGGUCGACCGCCAAGAAAACGCCAGAGGAUUCGGGAGAGGAUUCCAACGACAUCGGCAUCGAUCCUCCUUCCCACUCUCAAAUCACCUGCCCGAUUCCGACCCUGAUUCCGACACCGAACAUUUUAAAUCUCGUUACUCCGGAACAGGCUCUUGAAAUCUUGCUUUUGCUGUCGCAAAAUAAUCAAAUUGGUGAUUACGCGAAAUUCGGUAGCGGACAUUUGACCGCCGGUAAUCGCGAUUCGCUGGAAGAUAUGAGUAACGCGAGUCGAUCAGUAGCACAGUUAGAGCAAACCAACGCGAACGGUAAUAAUAACAGCCCGUCGGAUUGUUUAUCUCGCCCGGCACUCGAGACGGUUCCGAGCACAGAGUUAAAGAAUGAAUCGAGUAGCGAUGCAACACAGACGCAGCAGCGGGCGGUAAUAGUAAACGAUGAAACCUUCGACGAUGAGAAAAAUAUACAAAUAUCCGAUGCAGCUGUUCAUACGCCGACGACUGCUACUGAUGCGGCGGUAACGGUAGCGGAUGAACUUUGCAAAGAUAAGUUCGACGAAUUGAAGCAACUUUUGAGCGAUACCCGCAAGGCCGUCGACGACAUCGUGAGCACGCGGAAAACUUCGAGAGGUAGCGAGCACGACGUGUGCCUCAACCCGGAUGACACUAACACCUCGCGAAGAAUCGAUGAUUCCGCGGUCGAGAGAUUCGGACGAGCUGGCAAGUACAAUAAAAAACCGGCCCCGAAAGUGCCCCUCGCGCGAGACGAACGGCGGGCCAAAAGCGGCGAAGACGACGACUCGAUCGAGGCCGAUGCUCAGAACGCGUUCAAAGCUACUCUAGUAAUCAAAACCGGUAUCUUAAAAUCUUUCUCGAACGCGACAACCACCAAAGACACGUUUGUCGCUCGUCCGAGGACUAGUUCCAACGGUUCCACUUCCCGCGGCACGAACCAAGGAGACAAAUCCAAACGACAGCGAACGAAGGAAGGCUUCUCUAUUCCGAGAUUCUUCGCUAUUCCAAAAAAUAUAUUUCACGGUGCUUUUCACAAAUCGCGCGACGUCGACGACGAGAGGGCUGGAUUGAGUCAUACCGAGUCGCAAACGCGCGAAACCGAGUGGGUCGCUACAAAAGUGUCCGAGUCAGAUUCGGAUUCGAUUCCGGUACUAAACGACGACGACGACGAAGCGAAUAAUGGGAACGAUGAUCGUUCGAGCAGUUCGAGCAGUCGUUAUGUACUCGCAUCGAACGAAACGAUUGUACGCGACGACCGCGACGGUGAAACGAACGCUGGAUAUCCAGUCGAAACUGUCGACAGUCAGAAAACAGAGAACGACGGCGAUGUCGAAAUUGAUCGCGAAGAACGCGUUUCGCCUUCGUCUUCGAAUCUCGAUGCAACGACGGGCGGAACUGUAAGCGGGCAAACAAGAGAAACGUCGCCGUCUCCGAAAUCUGGCGAAAGAUUUGAAACGGAUAUUUUUUAGAAACUAUCACGCGACAACGACGCGACGCUACCUCCGAAUAGUAGAAUCGAAAUCACGAAUUAGUAGAAACACCGAGGAGAUACUACUAAAGAGUGUCAGUGGCCAUGUAAUCGUUGGGACAGCAAAUAAUGUCCAAUGAGGCUCAAAACACAGUCGGUGUUCGUUCUUUUUGGAGAAGAACAUUACAGAGGACCUUUCUUGUAUCUGGCAAUUGCUUAGCCCCGAUGACUGUUUUGCUUUUUAUUUUUUAUUUCGAUGACAAUAUAUUUUAGAGGACGUAAAAAAAUUCAUACUUUUUCGUGCGAUACAAAAUCCCAUUAGGCUGCUACUCUUUAAUAAUUCUUCCUCGGUGGUAGAAAAUAUAAAGACGCGUAUCGUCUAUCGGUCUAUCGUAGGGUACGACUUGGCAUAUUGUAUACGAUACACAUACAUAUGAUACAUACAGCGUAUAGCACGUACGAGGGAUUUUGGACCAACCGGUUGUCUCGAACAAACGAUCGCGAACGAAAUGUUGGUCGCCGCGUCAUCGUCAUCGCCUCCUUAUCCUCUUCGUUCUCCAAACACUUAUCAAAGUUGAUCCACUGGAAAUCCGGAAGGGACAGACAUGGAUCGAUACGCGGUCAUUUUGGGUCGUAUGAAAAAAUGAUAACGAACUUCGCUACCCUUCCUCGCAGCAAGAAGACGAGUAAGAAGAAGGUGGCAUGAAAUUUAGGACCUGCUGCUGUUACUGCUGUUGAUCGCAUCAAGGAAUAGUAUCACCGACGAAACGCUUUCUUUUCAAUACCUACGAUUCACGAUUUGCAACAGUUCCAACGUAGGUAUUUACUUUUGUUUAAUACGCUUCUGCACGAUCGAGCGUAUUGAUUUUUGAUCAGCAGCGUAUCGGUCGCAUGCCACGUGCCGUCGUGUUCCAAUGUGAAUACGUCGAGUACGAAAAUGUGAAAGAUAUUACGCGUCAGGAUAAUCGUAUCCUGGCGUCUAUGUACGUCUACGUCUCGUGUGAUCGGAACACGAGUUCGGUACUUACAACAGAUAGUAGGCGUACGAAUAGGCAUAGGACGUAGAGGCCAUAAGUACGAUCAGUUUUCGGCAUUCGGACAGCAACGAGGAGUUCGAAGAGGACUUCGCCUCCUCUAGUUGCCGCGUAUAAUUAACUACGUAAUUAUCGUCGUUGCUCGCGUGUCGUACCCUUGGCCGCAUAUUUCAUUGUUAGACGAUUCGCGCUCGAAGGUAUUCCAACGAGAACUGAAGUUCGAUCGAGUUUUUAUAACGCAUACAUACAUACUUUCGUCUGCAACGCAACGUUCGACGAUUACGCAAGUUUUAGUUGGUGCUCGUUACUCGCUACGGUCCAUCGACGUUAUACGAUGUCCGCGUAGCGCGUACGGUACGUUUUAUCGAUAGCCUAUAGGCCUAUAGUCCUUAUACCAGUUCCGAAGCCGAUGCCUGUAUCGAAUGAAAUUUCACCGGAACCGCGAAUUGUUCGGAAACAUCGCGUCGCUCCUCUGUAUCGUAACCUCGAGGUUUUAAAAAAAUCGAGCUGGUUCGAAGUAAAAUAGAUGCGACGUUUCGCGUAAAUAAGCGGUGCGUACUUAUGUAAAUCCGUCUACGACGCGAUAUGAUAAUACGUAACACGGUAACGGUAUGAGAGAGUUACGGAUUGUAUAAAAUCUAGUCAACCGAAGAGACAGGACAUACUCGCUCUCGAACAGUGCCACUUAAUCGUUAGUAGCAUCUACCAUACCAUAAGUAGUCGAUUAUGAUUCAUGACGUUCGACACGAGCAAAACUGGCUGACGGAUAAAUCACCAUUUUUCAUGAUUCACGUUAUAGAAAGCGAUGUACCAUAAUUACCGCGUUACGCUUAAGUCUAUCUAAUCUGGCGAAGGAGGUGAUUCAGUUUUAAUAUGUUUUAACGCAUACGAGACAUGCUAUCCAUCUCGUGCUUAUUUCUCAUUCGUGUUCGCGUUGUCCCAGCGAGCACAGUACACGGCCGAGUCUUAUUUAAGGAUGUAUUGGCUAUACAGUCAAUCCCAAAAAUUUAUGUGCCUUAGAAAAACGCAUUUCCUAUGA
Ceratina calcarata is the source of this 5937-nucleotide messenger RNA. RefSeq lists its product as uncharacterized. Gene Ontology annotation, cellular component: cytoplasmic microtubule; endoplasmic reticulum membrane; endoplasmic reticulum tubular network. The coding region runs from base 1367 to 3865 and encodes 832 amino acids. The transcript is spliced from 8 exons. The record is from RefSeq and is a predicted model, not a curated record. Gene Ontology annotation, molecular function: microtubule binding. Gene Ontology annotation, biological process: endoplasmic reticulum tubular network organization. Lineage: Eukaryota; Metazoa; Arthropoda; Insecta; Hymenoptera; Apidae.